GCCUUACAUGACUUGUCAAAAUUCUGUCAAUUUCUACUGUAAUUACUUAUGCGUCAGUUUUAUUAUAAUGAAUAAAUAGAAAUACAACAGUUGUAUAACAGUGUGAGUGUGUGACUAUGUCACAACAAGCAGCUUCGUCUGCCACUGAACAGUGUGGUGUUGGCAGUGGGACUAGUAUUGGUGGCCCGAUUGGUUCUCCUAUGUCAUAUCAACCAGUGUGUCAAAGAUGUUUUAAUCCAUUGCAGUUGGAUCAAGAUUUUGAACACUUGCAAAAAACAGAACUUAUGACUUUGUUAGACGCUACCAGUGCAACUGAUGGUGAAGUGCGUGAACCGAUAAAUUUGGUACCUGUCAGAAAUCCAACAACUCCACGACCACGAUUUAUUGUACCUCCCAAUUCAGCGUUAUCCUUAUUGAAUGAUGAUGAAGAUCCUCUUGAAACUCUUCAAUCUUAUGCUGGACCGACAUCAAGCCUUGAUCAUCGAUUGAAGGUGAAUGCUUGUCUGUUUGAUGUCUUAAGCGGUCGUACUGAAGUUGACCAUCCAUUAUGCCAAGAAUGUGCUGACACCUUACUACUUGCUAAGCAACAGUGUUUAGAAUUUCAAGAAGAGGAAAUGAAGUGCUUGCAAUUUUAUUUAUCCUAUUUAGAUUCAACUGCUGGUAAAAUUGAAGCCAAGCUGAAAGCUAAACAAACUGCUAAAAUAAAAUCUGCAAAGCAUAAACAACUUAAUCUUUCAUCCGGCGAAGUGAAAAUCAGCAAAAAACAACAGGAUGAUUCAGUUGAUGAAAAGACUACUAGUAACAAUAGUUCUACUUCAGCUGUGAUUCAUGAAAGUGAUGAUAAGCCGAAAUGCAAUAAUGAUGGUGAUCGGCAUGAUGAUGAUGAGAUGUCCGGUGAGGAUGAUGAUGACGAUGAUGAUUCUGCAUUGAUUGAUUCUAUGCUACUAAGUUAUGCCUUUGAUGGAGAAGACGACAAUAGUGAGAAUUAUUUUGACAAUGCUGGUGACAAUGAUGAUGAUGAUGAUGAAGACGCCGGCGGCAAUAAUGAUGAUAAUUCAACAUCUGUUGAUGAUAAAAUCAGUGCAGAAUUGAAAAAGUUAAACAUAAAACCAAAUAGUAAAAAAUGUGGUACAAAUGUUAAAGAACUUGAAAAGACAUUAAGUAUGCUACAGGCAAAUUUGAAUGAACUUCUACUUGAAAGUGAAAAAUUAGAUAAGCAAAUUAUUCAUGAUACAGCAGAGUUGGAAAGACGUACAGAAGAGCUAGAUAGAGCUACAACUCAAUACAAUGAUCAAAAAUUAGCUUUAAUGGAAGCUGAAGAAGAAAUGCAGUGUUUAGAAUCUCGACUCAGCUAUGCUCGGAGUCAUUUACGUCGGUUACAACGUACAAAUGUGCUUAAUGUUGCUUUUCCUAUUUGGUAUGAUGGUCAUAUUGGCGUGAUAAAUGGUCUACAUCUUGGCCGGUUGCCUAAUCGUCCUGUUGGUUGGGAAGAGAUAAAUGCAGCUUGGGGUCAAUGUGCAUUAUUAUUGCAGUGUAUCUCAAAAAAGUUAAAUUUCACUUUUCAAAAUUAUCGUGUUGUACCAAUGGGAAGUCAAUCAAAAAUAAUUCAAUUAUCAAUAUCUAAAGAAUUUCCACUGUAUUAUACUACAGGUGGGAUGCGUUUGUUAAGCGCUGGCAAAUUCGAUACAGCUAUGAUAAAUUUCCUCGAUUGUGUAAAUCAAGUUCAAUGCGUAAUUGAACAUUCAUCUAACAUACAACUACCUUUUCGUAUUAAAGAUAAAGGAAAACUACAAGAUUCUGAUGGUCAAGUUUAUUCAAUCAGAUGGAAUGGUAAUUCUGAAGAAAAUUGGACAAAAGCUCUGAAAAUGAUGCUUAUCAAUAUGAAAUGGAUUAUAGCAGCUUUAUCUGCACGAAAGAGUAGAAAACGCUUGCCGACAAUAACAUCUGGGACACCGAUACCAACAACCUCCAGUGUACAGUCGGGUAGUAAUACCAGUGAAACAUGAUACCUAUAUAUAUACAGAAACAUGAGAAUUAUACAGAAUUGUUGAAAGUCAAUUCACUUGUCAUACACAUAUACACAUUUCUUUACUUCAUUCUGUCAGUAUGGUAAAAUGAGAUGCGUUUCUGCUUUUUACAAACUGUCUUUCAUUAUUCAUACUUUUUCUAUUUUAUGGCAUUCUCUAUGGAUGAGUGGGUGGGUGAGUAACCAACAUGCAGUGUUAUACUAACAUACAAUGUGGUCAUUUAUAUUAUGUAUAUCAACAUACUGUACAUAUAAAACGAAGUACUAGGGAAAAUAUGAGAUUAGCUUUGCGUGUGUGGGUGUGUUUGCGUGUAUUCUGUCAUUUGACGCUAAUUAUGAAUUUCUUUGUCUUCAUGAGAUAGAUUGCUUCUUGUGAUUAUCUUGACCAUUUUAAAUAUGCAUAUAUUUUAUUUUUUUUUAAAGUCAUGCUUUUUUUGUUUUAUUGGUUAUUUUUGGCCUAAAGGAAGGUGUCUAGUAAACAAACAUUUUGACAGAUAUCUUAGUGUUUACAAAAACUGUCUGAGGGAAAAUAUAUGCACAACGUGGAAGUUGUUAACCUUAGCCUCCUACAACAUGUUUGACUUUCAGCUAUUAGACUGUUAUGAGCUAAAAUGUCACUACACACAUAUAUAUAUAUAUCGAGAUUUAUUUAACCAGUUAGUAUCAUCAGUUCAUACACGAUAAAUGUAUCACCCUGUCUGUAGGGUAUAUAACAUGUUCCAAAUCAAUUGGUAUAUGAUUAAAAGGUGAGGUUCUGUGCUUGUUGAUGCCUAUCGUAUCCUUUUCGAUUUUGGAGAAACUUAUGUUCUACAAGAAAAUCGAAUUUGUGUCAUUCAUUUGACAAAGCCAUAAACUUUUAGCCGUUUGUUUUUUGUAGACUAUAAAUGCCUUCCUUUCAAAACUGUAUCAUCCAUCCAUAACGAAUUCCCAUUCAGUGUUAAGUUUUGCUUUGAACUGUUACUAAAGUGGGAACUGUUCAGUGUGACUGUUGAUUUGGAUUUUAUCUCAUUGGUAUUGGAACACAUUAAACACUUUUUUAAAUAGCAUAAUUAGCGUUUUUUUAGACACAAUUGAUUAUUUUCUACAACUUCUAUGUCCUCUAAGCAAUUUAUUUAUGAAUCGCAAGGAAAGUGAUAAAAAAUGGUUCUCGAAGUCGUCACCAAUGCGGUUCACCAUGCCAAGGUGAAGCGGAUGCCCAUUGAAGACAUUGGUGAGGGUAGCGCUAUAUCACAACUUGACAAAGUCGAUGAAUUCCACUCAAAGUGGGUUGAAUGGUCAACGAGCUUGAUCUGGUAAUCUGAAAGUCCAGUGCUCGAUCUCUGGUGCGAUCGUGGGUCUCAAAAUAGGUCGAAAAACUUGUUGAUUCGUGAUGAAAUUGAACAACUGAAAUUAAUUUAAUCUAUUUCCCAUAAUUUGUAUAUUUAACUUUUGUUUCUUUUAUAACUGUCUCUUUAUAUGUGAAUACUUGCG
Molecule: messenger RNA, 3496 nt
Organism: Trichobilharzia szidati
Lineage: Eukaryota; Metazoa; Platyhelminthes; Trematoda; Strigeidida; Schistosomatidae
Source: the annotation of a GenBank genome assembly